Tarenaya hassleriana is the source of this 556-nucleotide messenger RNA. RefSeq names its product mitochondrial pyruvate carrier 4. The transcript has 5 exons. Gene Ontology annotation, cellular component: mitochondrial inner membrane. Gene Ontology annotation, biological process: pyruvate import into mitochondria. The record is from RefSeq and is a predicted model, not a curated record. The coding region runs from base 45 to 371 and encodes 108 amino acids. Lineage: Eukaryota; Viridiplantae; Streptophyta; Magnoliopsida; Brassicales; Cleomaceae.
AAAAGAAGGGAGACAAUUCGGAGAGAGGUCGAAGGAAAUCAUCCAUGGCGGCUUCCAAGCUACAAGCUCUUUGGAAUCACCCUGCCGGACCCAAAACCAUUCAUUUCUGGGCGCCCACCUUUAAGUGGGGAAUCAGCAUUGCUAACAUUGCAGAUUUCUCGAAACCUCCAGAGAAACUUUCUUACCCUCAACAGAUAGCGGUCGCAUGCACUGGAGUUGUCUGGUCACGAUACAGCACUGUGAUCACUCCUAAAAACUGGAACCUCUUCAGUGUGAACGUUGCCAUGGCAGGGACAGGCAUCUAUCAACUCGCUCGAAAAAUCAAGCAUGAUUAUUCAUCUGAAGCAGAGCCUGCUGUUACAAAUGAAUGAUCAAACGACGAUGACGAAGACGAUUAUGGAGAUUGUUGAAUCUUCUUGAAAACUGAUCGUAGUUCUUGCAAACUGAAUCUUUUCUUUCUGCUUGGACUUCCAGUUAUGAUGUUCACGCUUUGAUUUGUAUUGGAUUCCCAGAUUUUCUGGGUCUGGAUAAUGAAAUCCUUUGAUGGGUUUAGUCA